CUGGGCGCGGGAGCCGCGCGGGCCGGAGCGCAGCGCGCACGCCACCCGUCCCCGGCGCGCCUGCCCGCGCUCCGCCUCCGUCCUGGGCGCGGCGCGGGAGCCGGGGCGGGGGAGCGCAGGGGGCAGGGCCGCGGCGGCGAGGAGGGGGCGGGGAGGAGCGGGCCCGAUAAAAGGCUGCGGGGCGGCCCCACCCCGCGGCAGGCCGGCCGCAGGCUCCGCGCGUUCCUUCCGUCCGGCCCGCGCCGGCGGCGGGGAGACGGCGCGCGGCCCGCAGCCCGCCCAUGGAGGCUUUCCCCUGGGCGCCCCGCUCGCCCCGCCGCGCCCGCGCCCCCGCGCCCAUGGCGCUCGUCCCCAGUGCCCGCUACGUGAGCGCCCCGGGCCCGGCAAACCCGCAGCCCUUCAGCUCGUGGAACGACUACCUGGGGCUCGCCACCCUCAUCACCAAGGCGGUGGACGGCGAGCCGCGCUUCGGAUGCGCCCGCGGCGGAGACGGCGGUGGCGGCAACGACGGCUCUCCGCCUUCCUCCUCUCCGUCGUCCUGCUGCUCCCCGCACGCGGCCGCCGGGCCUGGCACGCUAGGGCCGGCCCUGGGGCUGCCCGACUACGACGAGGACGACGACGACGACGACGACAGCGACGAGCUGGGCUCCCGGGGCCGCUACCUGGGGGGCGCGCUGGAGCUGCGCGCGCUGGAGCUGUGCGCGGACCCCGCCGACGCCGGGCUGCUGGAGGAGCGCUUCGCCGACCUGAGCCCCUUCGCCAGCCGCGCGGCCGCCGUGCUGCUGGGCUGCACGUCCGCCGCCGAAGGGACGCCGCGCGAGGAGCGCGCCGCGGCGUGGGCGGCCGAGCCCCGGCUGCACGCGGCCUCCGGGGCCGCGGCCGCCCGACUGCUCAAGCCCGAGCUGCAGGUGUGCGUGUUCUGCCGGAACAACAAGGAGGCGGUGGCGCUCUACACCACGCACAUCCUGAAGGGCCCCGACGGGCGCGUGCUGUGCCCCGUGCUGCGCCGCUACACGUGCCCCCUGUGCGGCGCCAGCGGCGACAACGCGCACACCAUCAAGUACUGCCCGCUCUCCAAAGCGCCGCCUCGCAGCGCCCGGGACAGCCUGGCCGGCAAGAAGCUGCGCUGAGCGCCUGGCCGGCGCCGCCCUGGGCCCCACUCGGGACGUGGUCUUGGCGGCUUGGCAAGGCGGCCGGCCCCGCGGACGACUUUCCAGCCGAGCGGUGGGGCCCGGACGCUUGGGCGCUGGGUUCUCGUGAGCGCCACGUCCAGGACGGCGAGGGCCGGGUGUGUAUUCCUCUGGCUGAGCGCGGCACCCUCGCCGCGCUGUUUACCGUGUACUUGGACCCGUUUUAGAUGCGCCAUCAGUAUGGAAUCCCGCUCCCACCUUGGGGUGUUUCGUCCUAUGUCUUGGAGGCACUUUAUUAGCUCUAAAAUAUUUUUUAAUGGCCUCUGAACCGAGCUUAAAACUGGUGGUUUUAUGGAAUGUCGGCAAAAUGACUUAUUUUAUCGUUUUGAUGCAAUUGAGUUGUCCGUAAUCAGUUACCCUAAUUCCAGGUGGAGCAAAUGCCGGUUUAGUGAACUUCCCAGCAUUCGCUUGGGCGGGGCUCGCUUCCACCCAGGCGGGAGGUGUAAGACGCGCAUCUGUAGCAGAUUGAAUGCAGCUCAUCUUUUUCUGUGCCAGAUCUUUUAUUACUCAACUAGCAAAUGGCCUUUUUCACAUUUAAAACUUGUGCCAAGUCCUAAUCAUAUUGUGUGUACACUUGGAAAUGGUGCUGUUUUAAAAAACCUGGUGUAUUUAUAUGGUGAUAGUAUAUGAAUUUAUUAAUCUCACAACCUGUUCUACGGGGCACCUACCCCCACUUCAAAGCUAAAAUGUUUAAGACCAAGGGAGCAGUAUUAGCCUGAAUUGCUCGGGUUCAGCGCUGCAGCGGAGGAAAGCCCAUCCCAGCUGCUGCCUCCCUAAGGAGGGGUCCCUGGAGCUGAGAGGUUAAUGUCAUGACGUGUGCCACAAAGGGCUUCCCUCGGCUUACACCAGCAGGGCCACUCUUAUAAAGCACCUGCUGUUGGGGGCUGGCAGCAAAGAACAAAACCUCUCCUAUGUUCCUGUCGUCUGGCCACCCACACCUCACCUUCCACUCUUUUUAAAAAUCCGUUAGACACUACUGGCAUUAGCCAGCUCCCUAGUGUCAAGACAGGAGGUAAAAACAAGACUGACUAACUGGAAACGCACAGACAUAUUGCUAUCUGAAAAUAGCAGCCACAGAUUUACUCGGGGAGGAAGAUUUAGCUACGGUAUUAGGAGCUCAACUGCUGACAUGAAACAGCUAACUUCCUGCACGGCAAAUUGGCUUGAUCUGGGACACUGGUUUCUAAGUGUAAUCAAGGCUGGUUAAGCCCUUCUGGUCAGGCGCAUCAGAACCAAAGGCCUGGCGAACAGGCAGUUCCUUAGCGGGGGAAGUGGGGCCCCCCUGCCUCUGCCAGUCUGAACCCCAGAGAACUGCACUCUAGUUGGGCCCCAGCCUAAUAAAACCAUGUAAUUACUCAUUCUGUUCUCUUGCUAGGAAAUAUACUGGUUAAAAUUGGCUUGGCUUUUUGGGUAGCUUUUUUCAGGUCAAGUUACUCUCCCACUGUUCUUUUCAAAUGGUCCUGGUAAUGAGAUGGACAUGUUCUCCAUGCCAGAAGGCCCAGGCAGGCAGACGAAUGGAGCCACUUUGGACUUUGAACAGUCUCAGGCAUGUGGCAUUGGUAUAUCCUCAACACGUGAGUCCCUGUGAUGGGAUGUGCUUAACUCUAAUCAGCUAUUCUGUAACAGUUACUACCCAGGAUGCACUGCAAGUAGUCUCUGAAGGCCCUCCCUCCCACACUGCACAGCCAUGAUUUCAACCCAUUUAAAAAGCACCCCCACUCCUGCUACAUAUGCCUGUGUUUCAGCUAACUGUGUGUGACUGGGAGGUACUGCAUACACAGGGAAUGUCACUCUAAUUUUCUAUAGUUCUCUUAUGGAACGAGUAUACUUAGCCACAUUUUAAAAGCAUCCCUGAAAUUCAAUGUGAAAAUUGUAAACAGUUUACAAAGAUACCUUCUACUGGAGAACCCACUGCAGGUGGCUGGGAACAAAGCUGAAGUCCUCUAAAGACCACCACUCGCAGUGGGACUGGUGUCACCACUUCACCUGCUCCUUCCCAUUCACACACCACCAGUGGCAUUUUUUACUUUUUGGGUUAUUUUAAUUUUCCUAAAUUUUUUUAAGUUGCUCCAUUGUUAGCUUUGACUUAACAAAACUUUUAAAACUAUACCACAAAUACACACACACACACUUCCAGGGAAAGAGAAAGUGUGUUGGUCCUAAUAUUCUAGUUUUGUUUUUUGGUUUUUUUUUUUUUUUUUGACAGAGUGGACAGUGAGAGACAGAAAGGUCUUCCUUUUGCCGUUGGUUCACCCUCCAAUGGCCGCCGCAGCCAGUGCACCGCACUGAUCCAAAGCCAAGAGCCAGGUGCUUCUCCUGGUCUCUCAUGCGGGUGCAGGGCCCAAGCACUUGGGCCAUCCUCCACUGCACUUCCGGGCCACAGCAGAGAGAUGGCCUGGAAGAGGGGCAACCGGGACAGAAUCCGGCGCCCCAACCGGGACUAGAACGCGGUGUGCCGGCGCCGCAAGGUAGAGGAUUAGCCUAGUGAGCCGUGGCACUGACUCUGAGGAACAUUCCCUUCCUAAAGCCCAUGCCUUUCAAUUACUUAUUAAAAAUUCAAAGUCACCCAUCUGUAAUGACUGGUAGGGAUGGAUGUGUAGACCGGUGGUAAAAUAGCUCUGUCCCACAUCGUUGUGCCUGCAUUCAACAAAUGCAGACUGCAGGAACAGCAGUGACGGCUCGAGUGAUUAGGCUCCUGUCACCCAUGUGGACACCCAGACUCAGUCCCAACAGGGGCCACUGUGGGCACUUGGGAAAUGGGCCAGCAAAUUAAAAACCAGCUGUCUCAACAUUAAAGCAUCCUCCCACAAAUGGAUGCCAGCCUUCUGCUGUGGAUAACUAAUGGGAUGUCGUCUGUGGGUGGACAAUGAUGUUUCCACCCUCGGAUCCACCUAUAUUAACAGCAAUGUUCCUCAAACAUGCAGAGAAGCCCCUGAGACAGGCCACCUAGUGUAUCAGUGAGUAGGUGGGUGAUUUCGCUUUCCUUUUAGCAUGUACUACAAAGGAGCGAGAGGGUUUUAAGGCCUGGAGAGAGGAAAUCACAGGAUCACAACACUGCAACUCUGCUGGCUGCCCCCAGGACAAAGCCACUGGCGGGCCCGCGCGCCCGGGGAAACGGCCCGAGCAGAGAAGGUGGGUGGGCCUGCAGACCAGCCUCAGAACCCCCAUCACUCAUGCAGCGGUCAUCUCCGUGAGUGACUAAAUGGGGCCUUUCUGUGAUGUCACGUGACAGUUCUCUCUUGACCCCCGCUGGGGGUGCUAUCCUCAAGAAAAAUCGAUGUUCUUCAAGCCUUUCACUUGCUAUGAGAGGAAAGGUCCUUUCCCCCACAAGGCCUUUUAAGAGGUCCAGAUGCUUGCACCACUGCACAGGAAAGCGCUCUGAAAAAGCAGGUGCACACGGACGGCUGCGUCUGCCGCUUCAAGGAAAGAUGUGCCGCGACUCCCUCUUCUGGCCUGCGAGCUGCACCGGCGGCAGGGGAGGAAUCGCCACUGCCCAGCGGGAAACGGCUCAGCCACCAAAAAUUCACAACUGGUAUCUUCUGAAAGAAACUAGGAUUCCUCAAUUUGAGCUGAAAGCAUUAGUGCUCACACACACAACAUGCACGCACGCACGCUCAGGAGAGAGCGUCACGGGAGAACCCAGGGAGGGCACUUCAGGGGAGCACCUCGGCCAAGUGCAGACUUCCCAUGUGGUACUCGGGUGCAUUUCUGUUUCUGUGAAACACCACAAUGGCUCUCAAGUAGCAUAAAGCCAGCUGAAUACUCAUACUUACCAUCGUCAACAACACUAACUACGAAAUCAACACUAAAACAAAUUCUGUAAGUAUUUUAUUUAUCACUGAAGAAAAAACACAGCAGCAAGUUCUGUGUUGGCUUCAAUAAGACCAAAUAGUUAAAUCUUUAACAUAGCUAUUACACUCCAAAAUUGAAGUCAACACAGUCAUUACUACAAAUUACUUGUUGAAAGAAUCUAUCCUGAAGAGAAAAUUAGGAAAGAGAAUUUAAACAGUUCCUCCAAACCACACAUUUAUAAAUAUUGUCAUAUUUAAAAUGCUUGAAAGGCAUGAAUUCUCCAUUAAGGGAAAAGCAGUUUGCUAUUGGCAACAGAAAACUCAGCGACAGUUUACCAAAUGCUUUAAAAUUUAAAAGCUGUAUUGUUUGGGAUUCACACUGGAGCAUUAUUCUUAUUACAGUGACUGUAAAUUGCCUUAUACUCACCUUCUCUCAAGUAAAAGCUACAGGAAAUCCCACUGUAGCCAAUGUUUGUGAUGUUUACUGCACUAAAGUGAAUCUAAAAUCUUCCAAAUUCAGUUAGCAGUAAAUACCUCAAAAUAUCUAAAAGAGGUAUGUUCCAACCACUAAGUGAUGUGAAAAUUGUUUCAGAUCCAUUGCAUUAAAGGGUCUUCAAAUACAUUUUCUUUCACAGAACCUUAUUCCAAAUUCUCAUUCCAAAUUAAAAUAUUUCAAAAUCAAAAAAAAA
This is a messenger RNA of Oryctolagus cuniculus (rabbit), 5670 nucleotides long. The record is from RefSeq and is a predicted model, not a curated record. Lineage: Eukaryota; Metazoa; Chordata; Mammalia; Lagomorpha; Leporidae.